AUGGAUGGGGUGGAGGGGGUGGAGGGGGCGGCGGUGGUGGUGGAGGUCGUAGAGAGAGAGAGAGAGAGCAGCAGGAGGGGUUGCGGGCCUCCCCUCCAGCCAGUGCAGCGGGACGGGGACAGAUGGCGUCCCUCGGUUGGACACGGCGAGUCCCAGUUUUCACCUGCGGGCCCCAUGGGAAAAAUCCGCCUUCCUCACACAUGCAAGCCGUGCAAGAGGCCCUGGAAUGGAAUGCUGCUGCUCCUGACGGCACUGCGGCGGGAUGAGCGAUGUGGAGUGGAGGGUGGGGUGUGGUGGGGUGGAGGGUGGAGGGUGGGGGUCCUGGGAGAAGGAUGGACCGCGGUGACAGAGAGCCCAAGAAGCAGGUCAAGGGAACAGUAA
Molecule: messenger RNA, 381 nt
Organism: Knipowitschia caucasica
Lineage: Eukaryota; Metazoa; Chordata; Actinopteri; Gobiiformes; Gobiidae
Source: the annotation of a GenBank genome assembly